Molecule: messenger RNA, 2115 nt
Organism: Hermetia illucens (black soldier fly)
Lineage: Eukaryota; Metazoa; Arthropoda; Insecta; Diptera; Stratiomyidae
Exons: 5
Coding region: 103-2112 (669 amino acids)
Molecular function (GO): protein binding
Source: RefSeq, a predicted model, not a curated record
UGUUUCUUUUUAUUAAGUGGGUCAAAUUGGUAUUGAUAUUUAAGAGGACGUGAUAUUUAAGAUUGCAAAAAAAGUAAAAAGAUUUUGCCGAAGUCGUUGGUGAUGGAAAGUCCAAAGCCUGCGAAAAAGAAAAGAUGCAGAAAUGCUUGCCGGCAAAUCAUGAAAAUUUUAGGGUGUGUAAUUUUUGGUGGAUUCAUUUAUGAGAAUAUUCCGAAAAAUCAAAAAAGCGCCAAGUCAACUAUAAGCUUCACUGGAACUGCAACAAGAAGUAAUCAAUUUACAGAAGGUAAUGCUUGUUAUGUUUCCUCUUGUAAUAUUGUUUGCAUUGGUGGCAAUCUCGAGGAUGUAUCCAAUACUCUGCAAAAGGCUACAAGUUCAGAUGCAGUGUGCUCCAGUGGUUACAAUUUGACCAUUUAUAACACUACUUUCCCUAAUUCAACAUUACAAGAGAAUUGGCUUGCUGGUGAUUACAAUAUUAUCAAACUUUAUCUCCUGGACGUUAACUUGACAGAAGUUGAGGCGAAGGCAUUUGAGAACUCAGUUUUCAAAUAUUUGACUGAUCUUGAGAUAUCCAAAGCAAACAUUUCCAACUUGCCCAAUGGGGUAUUUUCAAAACUGCAAUAUUUAGGUAGUUUGAAGCUGGAUGCUAGUGUAAGAAACUUUUCUUCAGAAUACUUGCAAGGGGUAGCACCCUAUAUCAUACACCUUGACAUACACGGAAUGUCAACGGAAACAUCGCCAAAAGCGUUGUUUGGAAGUCUGCCCUUAGAGGGUUUGAAAUCGCUGGACUUACGUUAUAAUAAUUUCGGGGAUAAAAUUGCAAGUGACAGCUUUGAAAAUGUUAAAGCAACUUCUAUUCUGUUGUUGGCGUCCUGCAAUAUUAGUAAUUUGCCGGUUGGGGUGUUUGAUUCUUUUGCGGAUGGUUUACAAUACUUGGAUUUACGAAAUAAUAACUUAACCACGGUUAGUGGAGACAUUUUCGAGCCGCUUAUUUCGCUUUACAAAUACGUUCAAAUUGGUUUGGGUGGAAAUCGCUGGAAUUGCAGUCCCAGACUCAUUUCACUAGCCAAGCUAAUGGAAGAGUUUCCACUCGUAUUCGAAGAUCAGCUCUAUUGUGCAUCACCGCUAGAACUAGAGGGAAUACCUUUGAAUUCAAAUAUUCUAUCAAACUUCCUAAACACAACAGGGACUGAGGGCAAAAUGAAUCGCACAACAAGUAGAAGUACUUCUGCUACCGACGCUUUUCAUGAAAGUACCACCGCAGCUAACAUGAAGCCAAAUGCAGCAUUAACUGAAGUCGUGUGCGGUACAAAUGAGAAUAAUGGACACGAAACUGGCAAUUCCAACGAAGUGGGGAGUGUUUUAACCAUUGAAGAUGCGGUGGCUAAAUUCAACAUCUCCAAAGUGUCAGUCAAUAGCGUGGAAAUUAUCAUCGACGGCAAUAGUGAAGACCUCACAUUGUUAUGGUUCAGUGGCGCUUCCAACAACGAGGGAAAUAUGGAAAACCAUUACAAGGACUAUAGUUCGGAAUGUGCAGAGCUUGGAACGCAUAGGUAUAUUAUAAGCGAUCUCGAGUUGGGAGUGCUCUACACCAUUUGUGUCAUUCGGAAUGAUGAUUCUGAAGUACCACCAAUGAGCUGUCAAUCCUACUUUGUCGAGAUCGAAUGCGUCGGAGAUGACUGGAUUUCACAACUUCCUGGUACUACAAUUAUGGCCACUUGUGGAAUAGGAAUUGCAGCGGCUAUGCUUUUAGGCGCCGUUGUAAUGUUUUGUGUUGUUCGUUGUUGCCCCACUCUGUUGGAAGGUUGUGACCGAAUCGUGGUUCUUGAUAAAAAUAUAAAGGAGAGGAAGGACAAGGACCCAACGAAAAGGUGGAAGAUAGCAAAAAAAUGCCGUUCCGUUCCCUCGACUUAUGAAGUGAUCCCCUGCCGCACGUUCACAGCAAUUCGGAAAGACAGCAUGUAUUUUAAAAGAAUUCCUGAACAUUCACCACCGCCACUACCCAAGAGGUCGUCCGUAGGAAUUGCCUCGGAAUUUCCUGCAGAAGGCAACAAAUUAAGUUUGGUGACUGAUCUUGAUGAUGGUUAUUUUGUACCUUGUAGCCGCGCUUAGGGA